This is a messenger RNA of Talaromyces proteolyticus, 1766 nucleotides long. RefSeq names its product major facilitator superfamily domain-containing protein. NCBI's taxonomy places the organism in Eukaryota, Fungi, Ascomycota, Eurotiomycetes, Eurotiales, Trichocomaceae. Gene Ontology annotation, cellular component: fungal-type vacuole membrane. The record is from RefSeq and is a predicted model, not a curated record. Gene Ontology annotation, molecular function: transmembrane transporter activity. The transcript is spliced from 8 exons. The coding region runs from base 175 to 1623 and encodes 482 amino acids. Gene Ontology annotation, biological process: transmembrane transport.
GUAACGCCUAGUGCACGACGCCGUUUCUAUUUUUAUUAGCUUAGCUUAAGAAAUAUUAUUUCUCUUUCUCUCCUGUGUUAUUUGUUUCCUUCUCUGGAUGCUUACCGGCUCGCAACGUCGUUCCAGUUUUGACCCAUUUUCCUUCGACGGAACCACCAUACCAGCACGGCCGUCAUGUCUUCUCAACCUCAAGAAUCAAUCAGGACUAUGACGGGCUCUGAAAAAUCGGCAGAACGGACGAAACGUGAGGCCGUAGCGGCCUCCGUGCCAGUGGUUGAGUCGGCUCCCAGGGACAGCGGAUUUUUUCACAAUAUUGAUGGGGGAAUUAAAGGCUGGUCUGCUGUUCUGGGAGCUUGGCUGUUCCAGUUUUCUAUGGUUGGAGCAGUCACAGCUUUCGGGAGCUAUCAGACCUUCUAUGAGGCAACAUGGCUGGAUGAAUAUUCAGAGUCGUCUAUUGCAUGGAUUGGGAGCCUGCAACUCUUCUUGGAAUUUUUCCUUGGAGUCUUUGGCGGUCUACUACUUGACGCUGGUCGUUGGCGCCUCACCGUCGGGGGCGGUUCUAUCCUCUUUGUCUUUACGUUUUUCAUGCUCAGUCUUUGCAAGCGGGGCCAAUACGCACCAAUUAUCCUGGCUCAAGGUAUCGGUUUAGGCGCUGGUCUCGGCUUUGCGUAUUUGCCCGUUUCGGGAAUCGUGUCACAGCACUUCACAAAACGCCGGUCACUUGCAAUGGGUAUCAUCACAACUGGAACUUCACUCGGAGGUUUCACUUUCUCCGUGUUGACUAGCAAACUUCUAACCUCCAGUCUCGGAUUUUCUUGGACAGUCCGUGUGAGCGCAUUCAUCGCCCUUGGGAGUAUUGUGCUUGGUAACCUGCUCGUAUCACAACCUGAGAAGACGCUCGCGGAAGAUGAGAAAAAAUCGAUCAAUACUAAAGGAAACCCAGCGGUGGAGACUGGAUCAUCACCGGAGGAGAAGGAUCCAUCCGGCGCCGAAGAAGCUGUGGAAGAGAAGGGAGAGAAGCCGCGCAGCAUCUCGGAGCUUCUCCGGGAUCCAGCAUACCUAGCUAUCAUCUCAAGCGGUUUCAUUGUCUGUCUCGGCCUCUACUUUCCGAUGUUCGCGAUCCAGUCCUUCGCGCUUGAGCACGGGAUUUCUCCUGGUCUUGCGUCUUGGCUCCUUUCCAUAAUCAACCUUUCAGGUGUAUUGGGUAGGACAAUCCCAAACUGGAUGGCAGACCAUUUUGGAACUUUGGAACUCUACGUUCCCUGCACGGCGGCAGGCGGCGCCCUCAUUUUCGCUCUUGGGGGCGCUACAAACCCUGGCAGUAUUAUCGUCGUCUGUAUCUUAUACGGCUUCUUUUCUGGUUCAAUUGUCUCUCUCUACUUCCCCACCGUCUGUGCUCUUGAUCCCGACGUUACCUCGACUGGCGUGCGCCUCGGUAUUGCCUGCCUUCCUGUGGGAAUCGCCUCACUGGUGGGUACGCCUAUCGCUGAGGCUCUCGUCGGCCGGGAAAAUCACUGGUGGCACGGGCUUGCCUUCGCAGGGACAGCGGAAAUGGUUUCUGCUGCUCUGCUGGCGUUUGCUUGGGUGGUGGAGACGAAAAGGAAGAUGCAGAGACGCUCUUGAACUGGUGCUGCUUAUAUCAGCAUCGUCACUAUAAUGAUCAUGAUAAUUCAGUCGAGAGAAGCGAAACCAAGAGCUCCGUCAGUUGGUUUUUGUGUACCAUAUACACACAAUCGUUGACAAGACCAUAUACGGUUAUAUAGCAA